AUGGCGGCAGAGGCUCAGAGACCACAUCACUCUUCAGUCCCGCAGUUCCUUGGACAUCCUGAGCGACAAAACUCUGUCGGAUACCAGUUCUCGCCGAUAGUGGGACAAGAACGGUCGAGUAUAUCGUUUCACCCACCAUUCACCACUCUACCACCACCAUCAUCGCGUCCAGGAGCUUCGACAAAUCCGCAGAACUAUGUGCAACGAUCAGUUCCAAUAUCAAAGUUAUUGUCCGAUGCCCCUCAGGAUCCACUACCGCGUCCCAGACAGAUAUCAGCACCUGGUCCCUUCUCUUCUGGGCUACCUUCGCCACCUCCGCCUGUAGUGUAUCAGCGGACUGUAGCCAACCCACCACAACAUCUGCCGCUGCCAAAUGUGCGAACCUCGCCCGUCUUCCGUGUGCCACAGUACCCGCCGCAGGUUACGAGCCCGCACCAUGUCUCACAGUUUCCACAACAAAAUUCACCCAUUGCUUCAAACAGUCCAUCGUCAGGCUCUCUUGAUUCAGGAACCUCUCCUCGAGAGCGUCAGCCUGCCAUUACCGAGAAGUUCAGUCGUCUGCCAUCCUUUGCUGCACCGUCUCCGAAUUUGAGGUAUGAGCUCAAUAUGCGGCAACAGCCUGUCGCUGCCAGAGCAUGCGGCUUUGGAGAACGUGACCGACGCGUUGUUGAUCCUCCACCUAUCCUUGAGCUUAAAGUUAUCGAUGCCGAAACAGGAAAAGUGGACAGCGAAAACACGCCCUACGUAUAUACGACACUGCAUUGUACUCUGAUCAACUCCAUGACAUACAAGGACGAAUCACAGAUUGAACCUGCUCAUCCAAAUGCGCCAGCCACACAACGCCUGAUGGGAACAGCAGUGGCGUCGCCGUUCUCUGGUACAGAUGAAACAGGAAAGAGAGGGACAUUUUUUGUCUUCCCUGAUCUCUCUUGCCGCAAUCCAGGGAGGUAUCGGUUCCAGUUUCGUUUAUUGAUAGUCGAUCCACUGAAUCUUUCUGUCGGAACAACCUCGCGAAUACAGAGCUCGAUCAUCUCUGAACCGUUCGAGGUGUAUACUGCAAAAGAGUUUCCAGGAAUGCGAGCCAGCAGUGCUUUGCUUAAAGCUCUGAGAAAACAGGGUCUGAAUGUAGCUGUCAAAAAGGGCCGUGAGGCUACGAAGAAGGCGACCAGGAGACCUGGCCAUGUUGACGAGGACGACAGCAGCGGUGAGGAUGGAGAAAACGUUGCCGACGAGGACGAUCAGGACAGCGACGAUGCACGCCCUCAAGCUGCCGCUGGUGGCAAAGAUCGAAGAAAAAGAAAACGAAGAGAGUGA
This is a messenger RNA of Aureobasidium melanogenum CBS 110374, 1314 nucleotides long. RefSeq lists its product as uncharacterized. The record is from RefSeq and is a predicted model, not a curated record. The transcript has a single exon. Bases 1 to 1314 code for a protein of 437 amino acids. Lineage: Eukaryota; Fungi; Ascomycota; Dothideomycetes; Dothideales; Saccotheciaceae.